Trichobilharzia regenti is the source of this 507-nucleotide messenger RNA. NCBI's taxonomy places the organism in Eukaryota, Metazoa, Platyhelminthes, Trematoda, Strigeidida, Schistosomatidae. The record is from the annotation of a GenBank genome assembly.
AUGUUAUUUAUUCUAACAUCACUCAUUUGUUUAUAUUUUAAAAUUGGUUACUUUCUCAUUUUUAUCUGUGAAUUCAUUUCACUGAAAGUGGCAAGACUGAAAUCAACACUAUUAAGUCCAUUUAACCCGUCAAAUGGAAAUAGUUCAACUCAACCCAUUGACAUAAUUAAUGCUAGAGGACUAAAUAAGUGUGAAUUGCGUUUGGAAUAUGCAAUCAGUUUGCUAAAAACUACUAAUGAAGAGAAUGUAAACACAGCUAUGGAAAUAAUAUUAUAUAUUUUAAGAAACAACCAGUUAACUAGAUUACAAUCGGAAUGUUUAUAUUAUCUGGCUAUUUCUUGCGCAAAACUAGGUGAUUAUGCUAAGGCUAUGAUGUAUUGUCAACACUUGCUAACAUUUUACCCGAAUUGUGACAGGUCGAACAGUCUGCUAGCGAAGAUUCAGUUACGUGCUUUACAAGAUGCACAAGACGAUUCAACCAUAAUGAAGUGUCCUAAAUCCAACUGA